AUGACUGCGCUGCCCUGGCACCUGUACCUCACUGCCUUGGGCUUCUGGAUGACACAGCAGUCCAGCUCCUUCCUGCUGCCCAACGCCACCGAGCUCCUGUCCCCCCCCGGGGGCAGAGCCGACAGCCGGCUGUGGGGCAUGGGGGUCCCACGGAGCCGCCGGAAGCGAUACCUCUCCCCCCGCGACAUGAGCGUGAUUUUGGACUACCACAACCAAGUGCGGGCACAGGUGUCCCCCCCUGCUGCCAACAUGGAGUAUAUGGUGUGGGAUGAGCGGCUGGCCAGGGCGGCGGAGGCGUGGGCUGCACGCUGCCUGUGGGACCACGGCCCCCCACAGCUGAUGAAAUACGUGGGGCAGAAUCUCUCCAUCCACUCAGGCAGGUACCGCUCCGUCGUGGACAUGGUGAAAUCCUGGCACCAGGAGAAGCAGCACUACUCCUUCCCCCACCCUCGCGAGUGCAACCCCCGCUGCCCCUCCAAAUGCAGCGGCUCUGUCUGCAGCCACUACACGCAGAUGGUGUGGGCAUCCUCCAGCCGCCUGGGCUGUGCCCUCAGCACCUGCACCAACAUGCGGGUGUGGGGCAGCACGUGGCGACACGCCAUCCUCCUUGUCUGCAACUAUGCCAUCAAGGGCAACUGGCUGGGAGAAGCACCCUACAAGAUGGGGCGGCCGUGCUCAGCCUGCCCCCCCACCUAUGGCGGAGGCUGCUCCAACAACAUGUGCUUCACCGGACUCAAAUCCAACCAAGUCAGCUGGUUCUAG
Molecule: messenger RNA, 762 nt
Organism: Eurypyga helias (sunbittern)
Lineage: Eukaryota; Metazoa; Chordata; Aves; Eurypygiformes; Eurypygidae
Gene: R3HDML
Product: R3H domain containing-like
Exons: 5
Coding region: 1-762 (253 amino acids)
Source: RefSeq, a predicted model, not a curated record